AUGCCCAUCGCUCCCAUCGUAGGCAAGCUCCGCAAGCGGCUCAUCACCGACCUGUCAAUGGGUCUCGGUCUUGGAUUCGCCGGCGGAUACCUCUUCUGGUACACUGUGCACAAGCCCAUCGUCCACCAGCGUGACGAAUACUACAAAAAGUACGACGCGGCCAAGGCAUAG
Molecule: messenger RNA, 171 nt
Organism: Dioszegia hungarica
Lineage: Eukaryota; Fungi; Basidiomycota; Tremellomycetes; Tremellales; Bulleribasidiaceae
Product: cytochrome-c oxidase
Exons: 5
Coding region: 1-171 (56 amino acids)
Biological process (GO): mitochondrial electron transport, cytochrome c to oxygen
Source: RefSeq, a predicted model, not a curated record